UACGUUUCCCUCCACGACCAGAUAGCUUUGUAGCUAAAUGAUACGGAACCCGAAAACCCACACGAACAACGCAUUUAAUUUAAUUCGUUAGUAUUUAUUGAUACAUCAAACGACAUCAAUAAUCAACGUUUGUUUACGGAUAACACGCGUGGUAACGUACCUCUAUCGAGGAUAAAGUAGCUUUAAAUUGGUAUUUUUAACUGCACCAGAUUUAUGUGAGGACAAAGGCCUACACAUUGCUCGCUGCUUCCAAAGCAUGUAUCCCUCUUGGGGUAGUAACUAUGGUGGUGGUGGUGGUGGCGGCCAUCAACCACCUUCGCAGCAGCACUUCGGUGCGCCGAGGGGUCAGUCUCCUCAAGGCGAAGGCUUCGGGGGAGGAUUCGGGGUCUAUGGAGCUGCUACACCCGCAGCUGCACCCGGGUCAACGUUCAACAGCCUGCGGGAGCAGCAUCUCCAGCAGAUGCAGCAGCUACAACAGCUCCACCAAAAACAGCUCCAAUCUGUGCUGCACCACGACAGGAACGUAAAUGAAAAACCCUAUGGCGGCAGCGGUGGUCCUACGGCCGAGUCGUGGCAAGGCAACUCGGGAUAUGGGUAUGGUUCAACGGGGACCGGUGCCCCUUCCUCAUACCAAGAGGAGUAUCAGUCCAUGCAAGGCCCUUCCCCUUAUCAAGAUGAGUAUCAGUCCAUGGAAACCGGGGCGCCAAGCCCACAACUUCAGCCACCGCAGCCCAAAGAGACCCAGCUUCCCCCAUCAGAGGAGAACCCACCCUCAUCAGAGGCGAACCCACAGGUACCCACUCAGAACAAUGGUACACCAGCGACUAAAGAGGAGCAGCAGCAGUAUUGGUACAAGCAGCAUCUCCAGAACUUGCAGAGGCUGAAAGCAGAGAAGGCCAAACAGGGCCAGGGGGAUGGCCCAGCACCCCCACCUCCCAAACCACAGCCCCACUCGGCGGCAGCCGCCCCUCCCCCUCCAACGGAACCACCCAAGAACGCCCCUCCACCACCACCUCCAAAAGAGGAGCCCCCACCACCACCUCCACCCGAUGACGCAAAGCCUGCCCCCAUGACCCAGGACCCAGUAGAGGUGGCCCGCCUGCAGCAGCUUCAGAGUGCAGCGGCCCAGUGGCAGCAGGCCCAGCAGCAGAGAGCAGGCUACCAGUACCAAGCCCUGAUGCAGCACCAUGCUCAGCUACAGACCAUCCUCAACCAGUACCAGCAGUGUAUCCAACAACCUGCACAGCUGGAGACAAUGUCUAUGGCCAUGCAGCUGAGUCACUAUGAGACGCAGCAGAAGCAGUUUGGCCCGGUGUUUGAAGACUGGGGCCGCACCUUCAGCCAAUGGCAAGAGCAGUUCCAGUCCUACCCACAUAAAGACCAGCUACAGAACUACGAGUUACAGUGGAAACAGUGGCAGGAACAGAUGAACUCCACCGCAGCACACCUACAGGAGAGGGUGACCACACUGCGAGCCAUGCAGCAGCAGUACGGAGGCGGUGGUGGGCAAUACGGCGCUGACCAAUACAGUAGUAGUGACCGGUAUGGUACUGGAGGGUAUGGGGACCAGUACAGCCAAUAUGAUCAGUACCCACACUCUGGACCGGACUCGCAGAUUCAACAAGGCCCCAUGGUGAGCCCGUCUAUGCCGUCCCAGCCAGGUAGCCAGCCCUCGUCCACCUCUGGACCCAUGUCCCAGGGCCCUCCACCAGGGCAGCACGGCCCCUCCAACGCCCAACGCGUGGGAACCUCCACAGGAGAACCGCAGCACGGCCUCUCCAAUGCCCAACGCGUGGGAACCUCCACAGGAGAACCGCAGCACGGCCUCUCCAAUGCCCAACGCGUGGGAACCCCCACAGGAGAACCACACCACGGCCCUCCACCGGGGCACCAGGGCCCUCCACCGGGGCACCAGGGCCCUCCACCGGGGCACCAGGGCCCUCCACCAGGGCACCAGGGCCCUCCACCAGGGCACCAGGGCCCUCCACCAGGGCACCAGGGCCCUCCACCAGGGCACCAGGGCCCUCCACCAGGGCACCAGGGCCCUCCACCAGGGCACCAGGGCCCUCCACCCGGGCACCAGGGCCCUCCACCCAGGCACCAGGGCCCUCCACCAGGGCACCAGGGCCCUCAGUCAGAGCAGUACAACCUGUCUGGACCCCCUGGUAGAGGGGCAGGCCCAGGAGGGAGAGGGUUGGCCAGACCACCAGGUCCACAAGAAGGACAGCCUCUGUCCUACCAAGGCCCCAGAGGACCAAGGUUUGACGGUCCGAGAGGGAAUGGCCCGCGGUUUGACCAGCAGCAGUCCGGUCAACAGCAGAGGUUCAACGCUCCACCAGGUCCCAGGUUCAACCAGCAGCACUCAAGGUUUGAUCAGCUUGGCCCCAGAGGACCAGGGCCUCGGUUCGGACAGCAGGGACCCCACUUCGACCACCCCACGAGACAGAGCCCCCCAGCCCGCUUUGAAAGGCCCCCUGGUCCCUCAGCACCUUAUAUAGGCCCACAGCCUAAACCAGACACGGGCAAAGACACCAAACUACCUCAGGGUAAGACUGAGAUGCCAGCAGGCUCCAAGCCUCCUGGUAUUAAACCUACUGGGCCAGCUAAACCAGUAGCAGUCAGUACAACUAAGCAAGGUGAAUUGGCAGAACCAGGGGAUAUGUCAGAGGACAUGUUGGAGUCUCUUGGGAGCUUCUUUGUCCAAAACGACCCCAUCCCUCAGACGAAAGCAGAGGCUGAUGCUGCUGCUGCUGCUAGUAAGGACUCCAAAAAGGAAGAGGUGACCCCCCCUGCUGCUGCCGGUGCCAAGCACCCCUCCUCUGUAACCCCGGAAACCGCUUCCCCUGCCAAGAGCGCUCUCAAACCAGGUGGACCGGCUGGGCCGUUGAAGACGAACGUCAGUAACAACAACGGGCCUCCGGGACUGCAGGGGCCUAAGUCUCACGGACCGGAGCCGCCGAAGACCGACACAAUGACCAACCAACCCGCUGGUCUUCUGGGGCUCAUGGGCCGUGGUAGAGGGGGACGUGGCCAGCCUCUAGGGCCUGUAAGAGGGGAGGAGGACGGAGGUAGAGGACGAGGGGAGGCGGACGGAGGGAUGAGGGGAGGGAGAGGACGAGGAGAGGCGGACGGAGGGAUGAGGGGAGGGAGAGCGGACGGAGGGAUGAGGGGAGGGCGAGGGGAGGCGGACGGUGGGAUGAGGGGAGGGAGAGGGCGAGGGGAGGCGGACGGAGGGAUGAGGGGAGGGAGAGGACGAGGGGAAGCGGACGGCGGGAUGAGGGAAGGGAGAGGACGAGGGGAGGCAGGUGGAGGGAUGCGAGGGCGAGGUGGUCUAUGGGGACGUGGAGGGAAACAGUCGGGUAUCCCAGACUUCAGUCCCAACACUAUCGCUCUGGGAGGUGGGAGGACGGACGAUGACAUGGAGGGGGUUCCUUACGACUACAGACCUCCACAUGAAGAGAUGCGAUCACAACAUGGAGGACCAGAGGAGGACUGGCAGGACUGGCAGCAGGACCCUUCCCUGGAGAAACCUGAAGGUCCUCCUCUGCCUGAAGAGGAGAUGUGGGUCCCUGAAGAGCACUACUACCCUCCAGAGGACUACUACGAAGACCCAGGGAGAGGAGGUCCCCCUAUGGGGAGAGGAGAGCCUCUAGAUGGGCACCACUGGGAGGAAGCAGACCCCCCACCUCCAGAGUACUGGGGAGAGGAAGGAGAUCCCUACUGGAUGGACCGGAGGCCCCCUCAUCAUGGCAUGAGAGGAGGCCCCCGAGCCCUGUUCCCCCCUGGGCGUGGUCGCCCCCCACGAGGCAGGCCCGGCUUCAUGCAACAGGGUGGUCCCAGACGCCCCCUUCCUCCUCCUCACGGAGCCAUGGACCCCCAUGAACCUCUCGGAUCCCCCAUGGGGCCUGACGAUGACAUGGACCCUCUGGGACCCCCGCUGCAUCGGGACUACAACCCCAGAGGGCCCAUACACCACGAUAUGAUGGAGCGAGACAUGAGGGGACGGCCUCCUCCACCUAGAGAGAUGAUGGACAGAGAUCUGAUGGGGCCUGGUGGUCAUCCUCCAUAUCACGACAUGGAGAUGGACCCUGGCUGGCCCCCGGGCCCUGGACGACCCCCCCACCUCGGCAGAGACGGGCCGAGAGGUCCCCCUCCGCCUCCCCAUGAGAUGAUGGAGCGGGGAGGGAUGAGGAGGCGUCCGUUGGGACCUCGGGGCACCCCAAUGGGCCGGGGUGUGAUGCGGCACCCACCUCGCUCACUCGAGGACUUGAAGGGGUACCCCCAUGAGGGGUAUGGGGAGGGGUUUGGUGGUCCCGGUGAUGAUGGGUAUGGAAGAACGCUGCCGCCACGUGACUGGCCGGACCACCCCUCACAUGAGUACGACUGUGAGGAGGAGUAUUAUCCCCAGGAGCCUCCUCGUGUUGGGGUGUGGGACAGGGAGAGAGGAGGACCACUACCGGAGAGGGACUAUUCUCCCUACCCUUCCCGCGGUCCUCCACCUCCCCCAGACCGUUUCAGAGAUGACGAGUGGACCGAUGAGAGAGACCGAGACCGUCCUCCAUACCCCUACGAGGGAGACAGAGACCGUCCUCCAUACCCCUACGAGGGAGAAGAGCGUGGAAGAGGAGGAGAGCUUCGAAGUCGAGACUUCCCGGACGACCCUUCGUACAGGCAUGAUGAACGCCCCUACCCAUCCCCUGCUGAAUGGGAGAGACCCAGACCACCCCUUCCAGAGAGAAACUACCCCCCAGAUUUUGAGGACCAUAGGCCCCAUUACGACGGGCGACCCGAGUCCUCUAGAUCAGAUCAAGGUAUCCCCCCAUCCACCCCUUCUCAGGCCCCUGCUCCUCCCAGUACUGGACCAGACAGUUCUCAGGAACCAGCUUCACAGGGAACUGGACCGGGCAUACUGGCUCUGUCACAACGACAACAUGAGAUCAUCCUGAAAGCUGCCCAGGAGCUGAAGCUUAUCAGGUCUGUUUCUCUGGUACUGAACAGAGAAAUGCAGGAGAAUAAGACUGAGGGAGAGGCCGUACCCAUCACGUCUGACCCCAAGACGGAGCUCCCUGCUGGGCUACUGGGGCUGGAGAUCCCCCCUGAGGUCCGGAGUGCCCUCCAGGCAACCAACCUUAUGUCCAGCUUGGCUCCUACUAAACUGACAUGGGGAGACACCAAGCCUCCAGAUACUGGUUACGUGUCCACGGCUCCUCCAGUCACCCCCAAGACUGUCGACUAUGGACAUGGACAUGACCUCGGUGCUGCCACGGUGGAGCGGAUCUCUUACGGUGAAAGGAUUGUGUUGAGACCCGAUCCCUUACCUGACAGAGAGAGAGAGAGGAGCUAUGAAAAAGAACCCCUGGGCCCCCUGAGAGACCCCUACCACAGAGACCUGUACUACGACAGACGACCGGUGAGCCCCUACAUGGAGCGCAGGGAGUACAGCAGGGAGAGGGAGAUGUACAGAGAGAAAGCUCCCAUGGACUUUGAAAGAGAACCAUACGAGAGGGAACGCUAUCCGCCUCGAGAUGACAGACCACCCCCCGGCCAUCCUCCACCUCGCCCGGGCUUCAGGGAGAGGGACAUGAGGGAGGGCAGCCGGACCAGUAGAGAUGGAGAGGAACCUUAUGGAAGGCCUGGGGGUUACGACAGACCUCCGUACGAGCGUGGGCCUGAGCGUGGGCCUGAGCGCUUCGAUCAUGGUGCUUCGCCAUACGGCGAACGGAGGAGUUACCCAGAAGAGAGAGGAGGCGGCCCCACGUCGUCCCACCCUCCUCCCCCACCGGCUGCUCCUCCUUCCAGGAUCGAGAAGAAACCGGAGACCAAGAACGUGGAGGAUCUUCUCAAACUACCAGGCCGAGACACUCGUCCAGAAAGGAUCGUCAUCAUAAUGAGAGGCCUACCAGGAAGUGGUAAAAGUCAUGUGGCCAAGCUGAUACGGGACAAGGAGGUGGAGUGUGGAGGGGCUCCACCCAGAGUGCUGGGGUUAGACGACUACUUCAUGACGGAGGUGGAGAAGAUGGAGAAGGACCAAGAUACAGGGAAACGAGUCAAACUUAAGUGUCUGGAAUACGAGUACGAAGCGGAGAUGGAAGACACGUACAGGAACAGCAUGCUAAAAACAUUCAGGAAGACACUAGACGACGGCUUCUUCCCCUUCAUCAUCAUCGACGCUAUCAAUGACAGGGUUAAAUACUUUGAUCAGUUCUGGAGUGCUGCCAAGACUAAAGGCUUCGAGGUGUACUUGGCUGAAAUCUCGGCAGACUAUCAGACUUGCGCUAAAAGAAACGCCCACGGCCGGAAGAUGAGGGAUAUUCAAAAGAUGUCCAGUAACUGGGAGUCGUCACCACGUCACAUGAUGCGGCUGGAUGUCCGUUCCCUGCUUCAGGAUGCUGCUAUUGAGGAGGUUGAGAUGGAAGACUUCAAUCCUGAUGAUGAGUCGCUGAAGAAGCCCAAGAAGAAUAAGGAGGAGGAGGAAGAAGACGUUAAGGGUUACAUUCCACAAAGCAAAUGGGAGAUGGACACUUCUGAUGCGAAACUAGACAAGCUGGACGGCCUGGUGAUGGGGGGGAAGAGGAAGAGGGAGGGAGACGACUUUCAGCUAACGGACGACUACGCCACUCGCCACUCUGAGCCUGGCAAGAAGAGGGUUCGCUGGGCUGACCUCGAAGAGCAGAAGGAUGCAGAGCGCAAGCGUGAUAUCGGCUUUGUGGUGGGUCAAACAGACUGGGAGAAAAUCACAGACCAGAGUGGACAGAUAGCUCAGAGAGCUCUCAACCGCACUAAGUAUUUCUAGUAACAGAAGAUCAUUGCCCUCACCCCCUGCUUCCUGGUUUAUAGGUCUGCAGACUGAAUAUCAGACACACUCUACAGGCCGACGUUUAGGAAAUCCGUAGCUGUUUAUUCCAUUCUUAGAAUACAGGAUAUAGCUUUCUGUUGACAUUCUUGAUGUUCAUUUAGAAUUGUGUAGUUUUUAUUUUCUUUCAUCCUAUGCUUUUCGAUUGGUAAGUUUAUAAUUUUUUUUGCACCAGUGUGCUUCUCAUUUUCUACUGUACAAGCUGUAACGUCUACGUGUAUGUUAGCACUGUUGCUUAAUUUUAAGAAAUAAACGAAAGAAAACAAUAAAAGGUUUCACACACACAAAAAACAAGCAGGAGAGUCUCGUGUGAGUGGUCAUAUGGGCUACGUCAUGGAGAGUCUUCUGUGAUGUCUGUUUUCAUGUGACCCACAUUCAGUAGAACCUCAACGAUACAAACCUAAUUUUAUGGUGAUAUAUUUUUCUCUUCUUUUUUUUCAAAGUUACGAACAUUUCAGUAUCUCAAAAACAACCUCCAUUUCCCUCUGUGUUCAUAUCUCUUAAGGUCCUACUGUGUUACAGGAAGUAUGUAGCAUAGGUUAGAGUGGCGGAACAGGAACAGGAAGGUUCUUGGUUCAAGCCCCGAGCCUAGCGAGGAAGUGGAUAGUGGACUGCUGGUGUCUGAGUCACUGGCUGCUAUUGUGCCCAUGAGCAAGGAACUCUCAAACUGCUACACGGAGGCUUACCCUUUGCCUCUCAGUGCAUGUGUGUGUCGGGGGGGGGGGUUAACGCAAAAUGAAAUGAGUUUUCGGUACUCAAACCACAUAGUAUCACUGUCUUUAAUUUGAUUUUAAUUCAAAAAUCUGUUACCUCAUUUGCAUUUCACAUAAUUUAAUCUCCUAAACUUUAAGAAAGUUCACACUCAUUGUUUCUUGCAACAAAUAAAAUACUGAAUUGAAAGUCCAGUAUAUAUUUUGUGCCGUUUACAUGAUCUUAUAUAAAUAAACAAUCCGUGACAGUCACGCAGAAUCACCUUGUGAAACACAACCAAAACAUCUAGAAGUUUCUGAUAAUGGGCAAUUCUACACUAUCAACUUGCUAACUGAGGCAAACGACGUGUUCCUGAUAGGUAAUCGAGCCAAAAAGAAAACUAAACCAUCAAUGGUCAACCAUCAAUGGUCAUCAAUGGUCAACCAUCAAUGGUCAUCAAUGGUCAACCAUCAAUGGUCAACCAUCAAUGGUCAUCAAUGGUCAACCAUCAAUGGUCAACCAUCAAUGGUCAUCAAUGGUCAACCAUCAAUGGUCAACCAUCAAUGGUCAACCAUCAAUGGUCAACCAUCAAUGGUCAUCAAUGGUCAACCAUCAAUGGUCAUCAAUGGUCAACCAUCAAUGGUCAUCAAUGGUCAUCAAUGGUCAUCAAUGGUCAACCAUCAAUGGUCAUCAAUGGUCAUCAAUUUCUCCUUCUUCUGUAUUCUCGUCACAUGACUUUUAUUCCUAUUGCUAAUUGGACUGAAAUAAAUUCUGACUACACAGAUAUAA
This is a messenger RNA of Oncorhynchus kisutch (coho salmon), 8332 nucleotides long. Its product is annotated as YLP motif-containing protein 1. The record is from RefSeq and is a predicted model, not a curated record. The coding region runs from base 257 to 6793 and encodes 2178 amino acids. Lineage: Eukaryota; Metazoa; Chordata; Actinopteri; Salmoniformes; Salmonidae. Gene Ontology annotation, cellular component: nucleus. The transcript is spliced from 23 exons. Gene Ontology annotation, biological process: regulation of telomere maintenance.